Molecule: messenger RNA, 5735 nt
Organism: Callithrix jacchus (white-tufted-ear marmoset)
Lineage: Eukaryota; Metazoa; Chordata; Mammalia; Primates; Cebidae
Gene: PPP1R42
Product: protein phosphatase 1 regulatory subunit 42
Molecular function (GO): protein binding
Source: RefSeq, a predicted model, not a curated record
GGACUGUCCCGCGAGCGGUGAGCGGCCCGCGGGGAAUAAGCAUGGGGACCGAGGAAACCCUAGAACCAUGUUUCUCAAACUUGCCUGCCAGUAAGACUUUCCUGGGACAUUUGUUAAAAUGAUUACUGGGCCCUAUCUUUAGACAUACAGAAUUUUCAGAAAAAAAUAGUCCGGAAGUCUGUUUUUAACAAAUGGUUAACUGGCAAGAUUGGAAAACAGCUCUAGAGGAGGGAGACACAGGCGGAGGGGUUGGCCGCGGGGCCGAGGAAGCAAGCCGAUGGACGUGGAGCUGAGUCUGAAAGGGUUUUGAAAAGCUUAAGGGCUGGAGCCAGUGAUUUAGAGCAUCUGGAGCCACUGAGCCUGUGACCUAAGUGGAAAUAUAGAUACUAAUUGGAUUCAGAAAACGUUGUCCACUGCUUCUAGCCUGUGGGAAUCCCAGUAGAAGAAAGCCAAAGGGUCCAUUAAAAUGGAUUCCACCCAUGUCAGAAACCUGUACAUGUACCUCCUGAACCGAAAAGAAAGUUGGAAAUAAUACCUAAACUUACUUGUUGACAUGGUAUCAAAACAGAGCUUUUGCUGAGAGUUUGAUUUAUAAAGAAAUUAUGGUUCGACUGACCUUGGAUCUAAUUGCCAAAAACAGCAACCUUAAACCCCGAAAAGAAGAAACCAUUUCACAGUGCCUGAAGAAAAUAACUCAUAUAAAUUUUUCAGACAAAAAUAUAGAUGCAAUUGACGACCUCUCUCUUUGCAAAAAUCUUAGUGUUUUAUAUUUAUAUGAUAACUGUAUUAGGCAAAUCACUAACCUGAAUUAUGCCACAAAUCUGACCCACUUAUACCUACAAAACAAUUGCAUUUCAUGUAUAGAGAAUCUCAAGUCAUUAAAGAAACUGGAAAAACUGUAUCUGGGAGGCAAUUACAUUGCUGUCAUAGAAGGUUUAGAAGGAUUAGGAGAACUAAGAGAGCUUCAUGUUGAGAGUCAGAGGCUUCCCCCUGGGGAAAAGCUUCUGUUUGAUCCAAGAACUCUUCAUUCUCUGGCAAAAUCCCUCUCUAUAUUGAAUAUCAGCAAUAAUAAUAUUGAUGACAUUAAAGACUUGGAAAUACUGGAGAAUCUUAAUCAGCUCAUAGCUGUUGACAACCAACUUCUGCAUGUGAAGGUGCAGUGGCUCACGCCUGUAAUCCCAGCACUUUGGGAGGCUGAGGCAGGAGGAUUGAUUGAGCUCAGGAGUUCGAGACCAGCCCAGGAUUUGGAGUUUUUACUGAACAAGUUGAUGAAGCUGUGGAAAAUUGAUCUAAAUGGAAAUCCUGUUUGUCUCAAACCAAAAUACAGGGACAGGCUGAUACUGGUGUCCAAAUCACUGGAAUUUCUUGAUGGAAAAGAAAUUAAAAAUAUAGAAAGACAAUUCCUGAUGAAUUGGAAAGCAUCCAAAGAUGCCAAGAAAAUCAGCAAAAAAAGGAGCAGUAAAAAUGAGGAUGCAAGCAACUUGUUCAUAAGGAAGCACUCUGUCACUCAUUAGCUGACCACUCUUAUAGCAAAGGGAAUAUUCUAAGCAACAAAAAAAUGCCAACAAAUAAAAUGGUUUUUGCUUAGUAUUUUUUUGUUUGUUUUAUGGGGUUUUUUAAAAACUGAUUUACUUAGUUGUACAUAAAGAUAAGUACAAUUUGUCUUGUAUUGGAAAUUUUACCUAUAAUGUUUAUAUAUGAAAAUGGAAGCACUCUGAACAAAAGCUGUGUGUGAUUUUGUGUAAACAUAGAGCCACGAGGGUGGGGAAAGAUGUAUAAUUUUAUAUCUGGCAAAAGUGCAUCAUACCAGCUAUGUAAAUUGUGAAACCUAAGCCACUAGUAUAUUUGUUUAGUAACAGUGCAAAAAGUCUGGAUGUGGUGGCUCACGCCUGUAAUCCCAGCACUUUGGGAGGCUGAGGAGGGUGGUACACCUGAGGUCAGGAGUUCAGGACCAUCCUGGCCAACAUGAUGAAACUUCAUCUCUACUAAAAAACCAAAAAAUUAGCCAGGCAUGGUGGCGGGCACCUGUAAUCCCAGCUACUUGGGAAGCUGAGGCAGGAGAAUCGCUUGAACACAAGAGGCGAAGGUUGCAGUGAGCCAAGAUUGUGCCAUUGCACUCCAGCCUAGGCAACAAGAGCAAAACUCCAUCUCAAAAAAAAAAAAGUGCAAAAAUCACAUUUUUCAUCAGGAUAGAAAAUAACAAUGUAUUGGCCAGGCACAGUGGCUCACGCCUGUAGUCGCAGCACUUUGGGAGGCCAAGGCAAGAGGAUCAUGAGGUCCAGAGAUGGAGACCAUCCUGGCCAACAUGGUGAAACCCCAUCUCUACUAAAAAUACAAAGAUUAGCUGGCGUGGCAGCAGGUGCCUUUAGUCCCAGCUACUUGGGAGACUAAGGCAGGAGAAUCACUUGAACCCAGGAGGUGGAAGAUGCAGUGAGCCCAGAUCAUGCCACUGCACUCCAGCCUGGUGACAGGGCGAGACUCCAUCUCAAAAAACAAAACAAAACUGAAAAAAAUGCAGAUGUAGUUACAUCUGCAGACUGUACCCCUUCUUAUGCACAUACCCCAACAACUGAAUGUUUUGAUUAUAAUAUACCUAAAGUUGUGUUACAAAGGACAUACCAACCUCCUUUGCCUAACUAAUGUGACAAAAUGUAACUAAGAGUAAUGUGUAAGUUAUCUUUAUUUUGGAACAUCCAAGAACUGACUAGUCUGGCUGGGCUCAGUGGCUCAUACUUUUAAUCCCAGCACUUUGAGAGGCUGAGGCUGGUGGACCACCUAAGGUCAGGAGCUCCAGGCCAUCUUGGCCAGCAUGGUGAAACUCCAUCUCUACAAAACAUAAAAAUUAGCCAGGCAUGAUGGCAGGUGCCUGUAAUUCCAGCUACUUGGGAAGCUGAGACAGGAGAAUUGCUUGAACCCAGAAGGUGGAGGUUGCAGUGAACUGAGAUUCUGCCAUUACAUUCCAGCCUGGGAGACAGAGCAAGACUCUGUCUCAAAAAAGAAACAAAAGAAAAGAACUGACUAGUCACCGAUUUUUUAGCCUAUGAUGUUGGAAUGAGCCCCUUCCUCUUUUCCAUGAUAGAGUUUGAUGCUAAUGUUCUUGUUCUACAACUGAUUAAGGGAGCAGAUAAGGACACAGUGAAGGGGCUAAGCCAGGGGAAUAUGAAAAGGGAAAUGGGGAUGCUGUAGUGAGGCAUUAUGCACAGAUAGCAUAUUGUAGGAGCUCUGUCAUUCUAGGACAAGGUGUUUGACAUGAGGAGGAACAUGGGUGGAGAGGCAUGGACCUCUAGUGAUUUUGCCAUAUCAUGUUCACUGAAUACUAUAGACCAAGCAUGGUGGUUCACACCUGUAGUUCCAGCACUUUGGGAGGCUGAGGUAGGAAGAUAGUUUGAGCCUAGGAGUUCAAGAUCAGCUUAGGCAACACAGUGAGACCUCAUCUAUACAAAAACUAUUUUAAAAUUAGCCAGGCAUGGUGGCAUGUGCUUGUUGUCCCAGCCACUUGGGAAACUGAGGCAGGAGGAUCACUUGAGCCUGGGAGAUCAAGGCUGUAGUGAGCCAUGAUUGUGCCACUUCACUCCAUCCUGGGCAACAGAGCAAGACCCCAUCUGAAAAAAAUAAAGAAUAUAAACUAUGGAAGAUUAUUAGGUAGAAUGGGACUUUCUUAGUUGACAAUAUACUCAUGAGUAUAUUGCAAUAUACUGUGUUGCAAUGUGAAUUUCUCAAGAUCUGAAACUUCUAAAAUAAUCAGAAAGCAUUUUUCCUCUAUUCAUUGCUGGCUGGCUGUGAAGGGCAGAACUAGACCUAGGGUAAGGAUUCUAGUAUUUUACAUAUUUUCAGUAUUACACCAAAGAUGUCACCUUUUUACUAUUUAAUACUAGCCCUCACCCCAGAAUUGGGCCAAUUCUAAAAAUAAUGUAGUUUCUUUCAUAUUAACAGAUUUUGAAAAUUCUUCCUAAUUUAGGAGCAACUAUAUUAAUUGUUAACAUCAAUGAAAUUUUACAAAAUAAUACUGUCUUUAAAUUUCGAACUUUAAAAAAAUUGUAGUCAACUAACCAAAGCAAUCUAUACAAUGCAAUCCCUAUAAAAACUACAUUCUUCACAGAAAUAGAAAAAAAAUUACUAAAAUGUAUAUGGAACCACAAAGAACCCCAAAGAACCAAAGCAAUCCUGAACAAAACCAACAAAGCCAGAAGAUUCAAGAUAUAUUACACUACUAGACUUCAAGAUAUAUUACAAAGCUAUAGUAACCAAAAUACCAUGGUAUUGGUAUAAAAACAGAAACAUAGACCAGUAGAACAGAAUAGAGAUCCCAGAAACCAAUCCACUUAUCUAUAGCCAACUAAUUUUUGGCAAAGGUGCCAAGGACAUACAUUGGAUCACAGCUCACUACAGCCUCAAUCUCCCAGGUUCAAAUGAUCCUCAUGCCUCAGCCUCCCAAGUAGCAGAGAUGAUGGGUGUGUUCCAACAUGCCCAGCUAAUUUUAAAAUAUUAUUUGUAGAGAUGAGGUCUCACUGUGUUGCCCAGACUAAUCUUGAACUCCUAGGCUCAAGCUAUCCUCCUCUUCAAUAAAUGGUGAUUGGAAAACUGGAUAUCCACAUGCAGAGGAACGAAACUAGAUCCCCAGCUCUCACUCUACGCAAAAAUCAACUCAAUAUGAAUCAAAGGCCUAAAUGUAAGACCUGAAACUAUAAAACUACUAAAAGAAAACAUAGAGGAAAUGCUUCAGGACAUUGAUCUGGAAAAAGAUUUUAUAAUAGGACCUCAAAAGCACAAGCAAUGAGAACAAAAACAAACAAAUGGGAUUAUAUCAAACUAAAAAGCUUCUGCCCAGCAAAGGAAACAAGAGUGAAAAGACAACAUAAGAAUGGGAAAAAAUAUCUGUAAAGUAUUCAUCUGACAGGAUUAUUACUGAGAAUAUACAAGGAACUGAAACAUCUCAACAGCAAAAAAAACAACAACCAACAAUCCAGUUUUUAAAUGGGCAAAGGAUCUGAACAGACAUUUCUCAAAAGAAGACAUACAAAUGGACAACAAAUAUAAGAAAAAUAUGCCCAAUAUCCCUAAUCAUCAGGGAUGCAAAUCAAAACCACAAUGAGGUAUUGUCUCAUCCCAGUUAAGAUGGCUAUUAACAAAAAGACAAAAAAAUAAUAACAGCUGGCCUGUUAAUGGUGGCUCACACCUGUAAUCCCAGCAUUUUGGGAGGCUAAGGUGGGUCAGGAGUUCAAAAGCAGCCUGGCCAACACAGUGAAACCCUGUCUCUACUAAAAACACAAAAAUUAGCAAAGUGUGGUGUUGCACACCUGCAAUCCCAGCUACUUGGGAGGUUGAGGCACAAGAAUUGCUUGAACCCAGGAGGUAGAGGUUGGCAAUGAGCUGAGACUGCACCACUGCACUCUAGCCUGGGUGACAGAGUGAGACAUAAUCUCAAAAAAAAAAAAAAAAAGCUGAUGAUAUUGUUUGGCUGUGUCCCACCCAAAUCUCAUCUUGAACUUUAGCUCCCAUAAUUCCCAUGUGUUGUGGGAGGGACUGGUGGGAGAUAAUUGAAUUAUGGGGGCUGUUUCCCCCAUACUGUUCUUGAGAUCUGAUGAUUUUAUAAGGGGUUUCCCCUUUUGCUUGGCUCUCAUUCUCUCUUGUCUGCCACUAUGUAAGAUGUGCUUUUCACCUUCUGCCAUGAUUGUGAGUCCACCCCAGCCACGUGGAACUGUGAGUCCAUUAAAUCUCGUUUUCUUUAUAAAUUA